CCGAAAUGGCGCCAAGUCGGGAACAAUUGUGGUUUGCCGAACCCAAGCCUAACAGCUGGAAUGCACACGGAGCAGAAGCUAUUCAUUAUGCUAGAAGAGAAAUCAAUUUCCAGCCCGGCUCAGCCAGGGCGUUCUAUAGGGACACCCGAAUCUCGACAAACAUGCUCGAACCAAAGCAAAUCCACAUCUCCGAAUGACUGGCCGGUACAUAAAAAGUUGGCCAUCGUCGUCGCAACCUUUCUCAGUGUAAUCAAUUCCGGCAUCGGGACCUCGCUGCCGAGCAAUGCGGUCCCCUACAUCAUGCGGGAGUUCCACGUGGAGGAUGCCACACAAAGUAAUUUACCAACUUCAGUGUUUCUCAUCGGGUAUAUUGUCGGGCCACUUGCGUUUAGUCCCUUGAGUGAGACCAUCGGACGGCGUUUGGUGCUGCUGCCUACUAUUACCGUGUUUACUUUGUCGACCGUGGCAUGUGCGUUGAGUCCGAAUUGGGGAUCGCUGCUCUUCUUUCGUUUCAUCUGCGGAACCAUGGGCUCUGCGCCUCAGACGGUUGUGGGUGGUGUAUAUGCGGACAUGUUCUUUGAUCUCAGAGAAAGAGGUAGAGUGAUGGCAUUCUAUAUGGCGUCAGCUAGCUUUGGGCCCAUUCUGGGUCCAAUAAUAUCCGGUUUUGCAUCGCCCUCUUAUGGCUGGCGAUGGACGUUCUGGAUUGGUUCAAUAUUGGCGGGCUGCGCCUGGAUCUGCCUGCUCUUUAUGCCCGAGACCUUCGGGCCGGUUUUGUCGCGAGGCAAUGCGACUGGAAUGGAGGAUACAGCUUCAAAGAACACUGUCAACGUCGUUCAGAUCGUCAAGCGACCUUUGGCUAUGCUGCUCUUCGAACCCAUUAUUACCUUCACUUCGAUAUAUAUCGCGCUGGCUUACGGUCUUGUGUUCUUCUACUUUCAAGCUUACCCAAUAAUCUUCGAAGGUUUGUUCCCUCUUUGUCUGGUCAUACAACGCAUGCUGACUUGGCAGAUAGUCGGCGUCGGUGCAGCCUCCACCAGUCUCGUCGCCCUCUACUGGGAUAUGACCUAUGACAAAGCCAAAAAACACAACAAACCAUGGCGCUUCGGUGCAGAACUCCACCGACUCCCUAUAUCCUGUCUCGGCGCCGUCCUCCUCACGGCCAGCUCGUUCUGGCUCGCCUGGACUUCCCGAGCAGAAGUCCACUGGGCGACCAUCUUCGUCUCGCUGUUGACGUACGUGACCGAUGCUUACAAGAUAUACUCCGCCAGCGCGCUGGCCAGCUCGGUCAUCCUGCGCAGUGUUCUUGGGGCGCUGUUGCCGCUGGCUGCUAAGCCGAUGUACGCGACAUUGGGGGUGAGCUGGGCGACCUCGCUGGUUGGGUUUCUGAGUCUGGCGUGUGUGCCUAUUCCGUUUGUACUCUUGUACAAAGGCGAGGGGGUAAGAGAGAGGAGCAAAUUCUGUCAGCAACUGAUGAAGCAGGAAUGGGCGAAUGGAAGUUCGGAUACAGAGCGCGGAAUACAGGGUUGAGGGGGGUAACGGUGAGGUAUAAUGACUUAUGAGAAUAGUCUAAUUAGAUAUUAAAAGUUUUAGUAUAAUUUUUGGUUAUAGAAAAUGGCAUUUGAAGAGAGCGAACAAUGGAAUCCAAGAGCUCGAGACUCAUUUGAUG
Messenger RNA from Aspergillus novofumigatus IBT 16806, 1666 nucleotides. Its product is annotated as putative MFS multidrug transporter. Lineage: Eukaryota; Fungi; Ascomycota; Eurotiomycetes; Eurotiales; Aspergillaceae. The transcript has 5 exons. Gene Ontology annotation, molecular function: transmembrane transporter activity. The record is from RefSeq and is a predicted model, not a curated record. Bases 61 to 1527 code for a protein of 488 amino acids. Gene Ontology annotation, biological process: transmembrane transport.